Molecule: messenger RNA, 2156 nt
Organism: Aspergillus versicolor CBS 583.65
Lineage: Eukaryota; Fungi; Ascomycota; Eurotiomycetes; Eurotiales; Aspergillaceae
Exons: 3
Coding region: 324-1892 (522 amino acids)
Biological process (GO): manganese ion transmembrane transport; Golgi calcium ion transport; Golgi calcium ion homeostasis
Cellular component (GO): Golgi apparatus; fungal-type vacuole membrane
Molecular function (GO): calcium ion transmembrane transporter activity; manganese ion transmembrane transporter activity
Source: RefSeq, a predicted model, not a curated record
GGUCGUCACUCGUUCCAGUUUCUUUCCACCUCCUUUCUUCCAGCUCAAUUGCUCUUGUUUUCUUUUUUUUUUCUUCCCUUCGGGCUCAUGAACUGGCUUAUUGACUCAUACAUAUAUUCAUUUUAUUUAUACUAAUACUCGUUCCUUUAGCCGUCGUCGCCUAAUUGUUGAGCACCUCGAAUCCAUUCAAAUCACCUCAGCCGAUCGGGCUUCCAUUUCUCUUAACGCUUUAUAUGGAUUUUUAAUAUCGCUUACAAUAAUUCAUAUUUCCUCUCUCAAAUCGCCUACCGUUGCGUCUCUGUUUUUAUACGAUCAACGCAAUAAUGAAGCUCAGCAUCUCAUCUCCCGCUAUCCUCCUUCUGCUACCCGCGAUUACGGCUGCACUCGCAGACCCAACUUCAAAUAAUGAAAACGUCAAGGAAUAUGCCGCCGUGGAGCGCGACGCCUCCGGGUCCGACGCAGUUGUCCCAGAUCUCGACGAACUCACUCCCAAGGCAGCUCCGAAAGGGACGCAGGACGCCCCCGUUGACGGCAAAGACGGCAGACCCCACGCUGGCCCAUGGGUAGAAACAAAUGCGGAACGGGACCGCAAGAAAUCAGGCACGGUGCCGUCAGCGGAGGAACAACCCCGACGAGACACCAAGUCCGCAGAACACCGGGACUCUGAUGGGCAACCCAUCCCCUACUCCAAUGACGGUGUGAUGGACGACCGUAACAGGGCGGCCCCGAAAGAAGGCACUCGAGGAACAGAAAAUGGCGUGUCUGGAAAACCCAACGGCAACCCCUAUACCACGGACAAAUCUCCAGACAGUCCGAAGGAGGCGCCUCCACUACCACACAGUGAAAAGCAGAAGCUCCCCACGACGGGAGACGACAGUGACGCCAAGGACACAAAGGGUUCUAGCACCGACUCGACUCUCGGUGUGCUUGAGAAACCCGCAGAUCUACCGAAUAAACCGCAUGAUAUUCCGCUUCCCAAAUCACCUACUACCAAAGAUAGUCCGGUCGGCCUUGAGAAAGAAAGCUCUUCGGCAACUGCUGGUGAUGGACUUCCAGAGGGAGAGAACGACGCAUUUCAUUCACUGCUCUUCUCUUUUACCAUGAUAAUUGUCUCGGAGAUCGGUGAUAAGACAUUUCUUGUGGCCGCUCUUAUGGCGAUGAGACAUCCACGAGUUCUAGUUUUCUCCGCGGCAUUCUCUGCGCUGAUAACCAUGACCGUGCUCUCCGCCCUUCUUGGACACGCUGUUCCCUCGUUGAUCCCCAAGACAUUCACCAAAUUUCUGGCAGCGGUGCUGUUCUUCAUUUUCGGUGCAAAGAUGCUGAAAGAAGGCCGAGAAAUGUCACCCGAUGAGGGAGUGGGCGAGGAGAUGAGGGAAGUUGAAAUGGAGCUGGAAGAGAAAGAACACGAGCAACUGCGAAUGAACCGCCGCCGUUCCUCUGUAACGCCUCAUGCGUUGGAAUCCGGGCGUCUGGGUCGUAAACCCCGCUCGUCUGCGAAUCGUCUUCCUUCGCCGCCGGAGAGUCUAUCGUCCUCUUCUUCUCGCGAAUCGUCUCCUGGCCCUAGUCGACGGUGGAAUGACCUGCUUGUUGGCAUGAACAACCUGUUCUCUCUUCUUCUUAGCCCCGCAUGGGUGCAAACAUUUGUCAUGACCUUCCUUGGCGAAUGGGGAGACCGCAGCCAAAUCGCAACCAUUGCGAUGGCCGCGGGACAGGAUUAUUGGUUUGUCACUGUCGGUGCAAUCGCUGGGCAUGGUAUCUGCACAGCUGCAGCAGUCAUUGGAGGUAGUGCUAUUGCUGGUAAAGUCAGCAUGCGUGUUGUGACACUUGGCGGUGCCGUGGCUUUCUUGGUUUUCGGUGCUAUUUAUUUACUGGAAGCCUUUUUCUGGGAUUGAUCGUCUUGGUGAAUCUUACCAUGUGUAUUAGAUACUAUUUUACUGUAAAGUAUGGGCAUUGGAAUCUUCUAGCGAAUUGUAUACCGUCAGCUUGCCAGCUACAUAUCCAAGAAGGGGAAAUGUCUCUUGAGUCCUGAAAGGCUACGCUCUUCAUGCGCUUCUCGUUGAUAAUAAGCGAUGGCACCAUUUAAGCUUUCCACUUAAAACGUUCCAGCUCAUACCAUUGUUGCUUGAUGCCUUGCACGCCGCUGAUACGCAAGCCGC